Messenger RNA from Papilio xuthus (Asian swallowtail), 4523 nucleotides. RefSeq names its product neurochondrin homolog. Gene Ontology annotation, cellular component: dendrite. Gene Ontology annotation, molecular function: hydrolase activity. The transcript has 6 exons. Gene Ontology annotation, biological process: neuron projection development; regulation of neuronal synaptic plasticity. The record is from RefSeq and is a predicted model, not a curated record. NCBI's taxonomy places the organism in Eukaryota, Metazoa, Arthropoda, Insecta, Lepidoptera, Papilionidae.
GUAAACGAGUAUUAUUUGACGACGAGAGCGGAGUGAUUGACGCAACAUUUUCUUUUUGUUACCAAUAGCAUUUCAAUCAAUAAAUUUAGAAAGAUGAAUAGUGAAUACGUAGAAAAUUGUGAUGUUUCAGCUAUAUUUUUCGAUUUAGACAAUACAUUAAUACAAACAAGAAAAGGAGACAGCCGAGCAUGCAAUAAGGUUUAAUCAAUUAAAAAAUGCAUUCUUAUAAUAAAUAUGGCAAAAAGCGACACAGAAAAAUUUGCCGCACUCUUCAUGGUAACAAAAUUGGUGAAGGGGAAGGAUUGCAAUUCUCAAGCAAGAAAAGCUUUGUUCGAAGCUAUCGGUUUUAAGUUUCUGAAGAAGCUGUUAACAAAUAACAAUGUGGUGGACGACUGCCCACCCUCUGUGUACAAAUCGCUUGCCCUUUCUAUUCUGACCACCUUCUGUAAUGAACCAGAACUUGCAACUCAUCCAGAGAUGCUUGCAAAUAUACCAGUAUUCUUAGACAUUGUACAAACCUCAGACAAUGAAGACUAUGAUGAUAAUCUGAUCAUAAUAAGUGAAGCUUACACUUGUCUACAAUGCAUUGCAGAACAGGAGGCUGGACAAAAGGCAUUAAUAGAGGUGGGAGCUAUUACAAAAAUGUCUGAAAUCUAUUCUCACCAAAGUUUCCAAACUGAUGAAGCCCUCAAUAUUCUUGUUAAACUUGUUAGUCGGUAUGGUCCUGCUGCAUGGGGAAGCGAUCCUAAACCGUUCCAUGCACUAGUCAAUAAAAUAGCUCUGGAUUUUGCUACUGAUCAAUCAGAGAGGAAGUUUGAACUGGCCACAAUACUCAGUGCACUUCUGUACAGCUGCAACAAGUUUAUUAUUGUACCCGGUGCAGCGGAUGAGACUUGGCCACAGAGUAUAUACAGAGCUCUUUAUGAUAUACUUACCAGCAAAAUUGGUAAGAAUCAAAGAGACCCUGCUCUCAAACUAGCUGCCAAUAUUAUUGAACUUCUUGGAGUAGAGUGGACUUUUUUGGAUGAAGAGAAUCCAAAAAAAUUCUUCCUUUUGCUUCUGCAGUUGUGUGCGAUUGAAGUUCGAAUGCAGCUUGAAGAUAGGAGUUUCAAACAAGCAUAUGCUAAUGCAGAAUUAGUAACUGCUUGCUUCAUUGUUCUUGAAAUGUCUAUCAACUACAUGGCUACAGAUCAGUUAGAUUUAGAGCAAAAGGAAAAGCAGUCAGUGUACACCAGCUUUAAAGGAGCAUUUAAUGCUGUUGUUUCAAUCCUCACAAAAGUAUCUAAUGACAAAAACCGUGACAAACUUCCUGACAGUGAAAAAGUUUUUGUUUGUGCUAUGGUCCGAGUUUUAGUUGCAUGGAUUGCACAAGAAACUACAGCAAUGAGGGAGCAAAUCUAUUCACUGAUGCCUUACAUGUUUUCAUUGGCUAAUGAUUCUUUCCAUGCAUACAGAGCAAGGAAACUCGCAGAAAAAACAAAGUCUGAAGGAGAGCCUAUGGAUACAGACAUAAGCCUGAUGGGACAAAUAGAUUUACUGCGCUUAAUGCUACCUGCUCUUUGCCAUCUUGUGGUUGAAGACAAGGCGAGAGAUAUUGUAUUCAACUUGAAACAAGAAGAUAUACUCUAUGAAGCCAUGAACUUCCAUUGGUCUAUUGUCCAUUAUAAGAAACCACCUAUUCCAAAAUCUGAAAGAGGCAAAGCCCGCACUCAGCCAGAACCCGAAUUGGAUCCUAAGGUUUUGGAUGACAUGAGAGAUUCAAGAGCAGCAAUGGUCAGCCUAUGCAAUAUAUUUAUGAACCUGACAGUUUUGGCACCAAAAGCGGUUGAAAACAGUAUGCUGUUUAAUACCCUCUUAAAAUUCAUUUUCAACAAUUUGCCUGAAUUAAAGAACAUACCGGAAAACCUAGUACUUCAUGGGCACUUGGCAGUAUUGGGUCUUUUGCUGCUAAAACAACAGAGUAGCAAAGUGAAGAAGAAUGACUUUUCAAUUUGUAGAUACAUUCAGUCUACUAUUAGAUUUUUGUGGGAUGCUUAUAAUGUUGAUGAGUCAAAUGACCCCAAUGCUCUUGUAGUAUCAAUGGCAUACAAAGAACAUUGGAAUGAAAUUGCAGAUUUAUGGUUUUUGGGAAUGCAAACAAUGAGUGGAGUACUGACUAUUGUACCAUGGAUUUCUGAAUUUGCAAUAGAAAGUGGAUGGGCUGAAGGUAUAGCUGAAAUGCUUGUAAAGGUGAAAGUUGGAACAUUGCCACCGAAUGUUAAAUCAGCUUUUGAAGAUUUCCUUUGCAGAUUAGUUGAUUCUAAUGAAAGUGUGAAGCCCGUUCUAAAGAAAGGCGGUGCUCUUAAGAUGUUGGAGAUAUUACACCAGCAGUAUGGGCUGCCUAAAGACAUUGCGUCGGAGAGCGCUGCCACAUUCCUGAGCACCUUCAGAGCCCAACCAGACGAUGAGACGUACGCGUUGGAUGAGUGGCCGGCUCACUUAUGGCGCAAUUCGUUGCCGAAGAACUACAGGCAUAUUGCUAAAAAAGUUUCUGAGGAAUGGUUAAAAUUGAGAUUUCAAUAUUUAGCUCUGACUCCUGACGUCAUACAUCUAUUAGAAACAUUAAGGGAGGAUUAUCUACUCGGUCUGAUCACGAACGGGCCGUCGCGAGCCCAGUGGCAGAAGAUCGAUCGACUUAACCUGAGGGACUACUUCGACUGCGUCCUGGUCUCCGGAGACCUGCCCUGGGAGAAGCCCGAUCAAAACAUCUUUCUAGAAGCUUGCAAGCUGCUCAACGUCGAAGCGCGCACUUGCAUCAUGGUUGGUGAUAAACUUGAAACAGAUAUUAAGGGUGGUAAAGAAGCAGAGUUAGGUGGAACCGUAUGGAUACCGCUGCAGCAAGACGAAAUGGAAUCGGAUCUGCCCGACUUUACCAUAAACAAGGUCACUGAACUCCCAGAGGUGUUGCCAGCUUCACCCAGACUGAAGCGCUCCGCUCACGUCACUAACGAUUGUUGAUACCAAAGAUUUAGAGGGGUUUAUGGUUAUAGUUUUUUUUUUUUCAAUUUAUUUUCGUAAUAUUUUAGCUAGGGUUACACUACGAGUAUGCCCGGAUUUUUUUUGACUAUUAGGACAUUAAUCAUUUUAAGAAUAAAGUCUCGAUAUUAUUUUGACGUGUUAAAUAGAUUGGUAUAGUAAAAUGGAUAUUUUUUUAAAUCUGAAAUCCAUAUUUAUCUUUAAAAAAUAUCUUCGCAAUUGAGGUUAUGUAUGCGAGCAAUAUUAUUUCAUUCGCAAAUGAGCUCACCAGACGUGUGUACUCGUAUAGUAACCAAGCCUUAUAAGAAGAUAGUCUUCUUAGUUAUAGUUUUAUAACUAGCCAGAUACAGAGGGAAUGUAAUUUUUGUUAUUUUUUUAUUCGAUAUCGAAACUAUUUUUGUUGUUUAGAUUUUUAUUUUAUUGUUCGCUGUUGACGUUACCAGUUACCUAGUACUGUUCUCGAAAAAAAUCAAAUUUAAAAAUUAUGAAAUACUUUUGGGUCCUGGUAUAAUGUUUAUUAAAUAGAAAGUAGUAGCAAUUACUAUCAUUGUCUUCCCUUCGUAGUUUUAAAUGUGUGAUAGCUUUUUUUAUUUUGCUUUUUUUAGGAUAUGAUUAAUAUCUUCAGUAUAUAAUUAUUUGGAACGAAUAGUCCCUAGUACAUAGUAUUUUGUCCAUUAUAUAAGUACAUUUCGUUAAAUAUAUAAAAUAUCAGAACACAAUACGAUUCAGUAUACAUUCCACUUAAUAUUUAUGUCAAACAGUAUUCAAAGUACAAUAAUUUGCUUGCAGUACAAAUAUUAACUUUGGUUAUGUACAGACUUUUUAUAUUUUAUAUGUGAACUGAUAAGGAUAUCUGACCCGGUGGACAUAAAGCAAACUAAAGUAUGACGGCUCUAGCGCCCUCCUGUCAAUGUCUAAAAAGUGUCAAUAGGUCCUUUUCGUACUGUAGCUGUCAUGUAGUUUUUUUCUUUUCUGCCAUUUUUAUGGCCAUCAUGUAGGUUUUAUAUAUUUUCUGACAGAACUAGCAGCGAUAGCAGCGCUUCUUAUCGGACCAGAUAUCCUUGUUUGACGAUAAAUGCAAAUUCAUUAGUACAAUCGACUAUAUACUAUUUCAAAAUUAUUUAAGACUACUAAAAACAUAUUUAUAACUUUUUUAUUCUGUUCCAAAUCAAGACCCUUAAAGAAUUUUAUUUCAUAAUUUCACAAACAAAAAUUUCAAUUAAAGCAUUAAAUUGGGAAAAGAUCCAUUCGGUCUUAAUGUUUUCUAUAGUAAAAGUUUUUUUAAAUAUUUAGCUCUUGAUUUGAAACAGCGGAUAUACUAAUUUUAUUUCAAUUCUGUGAACAAAAUAUUUUAGUAAAUAGUCACAGUAUUACCUGACAGUAGUCUUGCCUUGUUACCUAUAGAUAUAAAACUACGCCUUGUUUUUUUUGUUAUUAAAAAAUACAAAUAAACAUUUUAGCUUAGAAAUCUCAUAGGGUAUAAGCAAUAGAGGCAUUAUUAAAUAGAA